AUGGCCCUGAGUCCAAUGGCUGGUGUGGUCCUCCAUGAAGACCCAAAGAUGACACCAAGUCUCAACUCUGGUACCCUCGCUGGGCCCAACAUGGAUGUGGCCCUUGAUCCUAUCUUGAGUCCACCCCAUAGUCCUGGGGUGCCUCUCGUUCCAGACCUGAAUCCAACUCUGAAUCUUGUUCCAGAAGAGGCCUCUGACCUAAUUCCUGAUAACACUGCCAGCUCCGAAGACAAUCUGAGUCUCAUCUCAAAGCCUGACCCACAGGGGUCCCUUAGUCCAGCCUCAAACCCUGUUCUGAGCCCAGGCCCUGCAGAGGCCACCUGUCUGAGCUCAGGGAACCACUCUGGGCUGAAUCCUGAGCAGGACUGCAAGCCCCUUCCGAGCAAGAUGUUUGAUUUGGGUCAGAGUAACUCCAACCCUUCCAGGCCCGAGUCGAGCUCAUUUAUGAGGCCCCAUUCUAGAGAAGCCCUGGUUCUGGGCCACUGUGUCUCUCGGUCGGGCUCACAAGCACCCCUUAUUCGAGUCUCAGACACUACUCUGGACCCUGACUCUAAUCAGCUUCUCGAUGUGGGCUCAAAAAACAUCUGCGCACUAAACCUGAAUGCUGAUGCAGAUUCUGGUGGCACCCCAAUCCCAGACACAAAUGAGACUCUCAAUUUGGCUCCAUGUAACAUCGCUGGGUCUAUUUCCAAAGGAUCCUUUGGUGCAAACUGGAGCCCAAGUUCAAAGGGGACCGUCAAUGUGGCUUCUGAUAGUCUCCCCAGACCUGAUGUGAACAUGACGGUCACUCAGGCCUCAUGCUUGACCCUGAUUUCUGCCUCGAGCGAUGGUGUCAGCAUGCAUUCCGCUGCCCAUGGCCCCAGGUCCUCCCUCUCRCCACCCUCAUGCCUGACUCUGAUCCUGGGCUCCAAUGAGACUCUGAGCAUGGGCUCCAGCCUCAUGAUCAGUGACACCUCCACCUUGACAUUGAGCAGCCAGCAGGAAUAUUCUGAGGACAAUAGCAUUCGCACCAUGCCCCUGGAGGGGAAUCUGGACAGCUGGGCCGAGGUGUGCAACAAUGUAGUCAACGACAGCUUCCCUGAGGGUCUGGGCCAUGCAGCAGGCGUUGGAAGCACAGCAUUUGCAGGACCUGGUGAGGGCCAGUGGGGCAGACUAGACAAGCUGGUGGACAUGCAGGUGGCACUAGAGUGUGAGCAAGACCAGCUUGCUGAGAAUGUCAAGGAUGUCCAGAAGGGCCAGGACCUGCUGGAAGGGGAAGGAAAGAAGAAGUCCAUGAUGAAGAAGAUGAUGAGGCAGAUCCAGGAUGAGCCGCUGGAUUCCCUUUCAAGCUCCGUCCGCCGGCAGGCCAUGGAGACCCUGACCCAACUGAGCCACACCCAGCCCAUCCUGGGUGUGCGGGAGAGGGCAGAGCUGGUGAACGCGUGUGUGCGGAGUGUGUUCUCACUGCCCUCCGUGCAGGCCAUGCAGGAGAGAGACGAGGCCAAAGCAGAGGAYAUCCAGACACUUUACCAUCAGACCUUGGAUGCUCUACAGACAUUGCUUAAUGCCCUCUUUAUUGAAGACCCCACUCCUGCUGGACUGAAGAGCAUCUUGGAGCCCCUAGGGCCCUGGAUGAACUCUGGGAAGGCCCACGAGCGAGCACGAGCUGUGAACAGCAACGUCUCCGUGUUGAACCACACACUCCUGACUCUGCCUUUCUUCAUGUCCUCGGGGUUCCCUGCACUGGGGCUCCUACUGGGGAGGCUCAUCCUUCGUAUCGGGGAUCCUGACGAGGAGAUUGGCCGGGAGGCGCUGGACGGCAUCACCAUCCUCUACACUAUCCUGGAGCUCCAGAAACGAGCCAGAGAUAAGGAAGAGACCAACAAGAAGGAGCUGUACGAGAGCAACAAGCGCUUCCUGGGGCCCUACAACCCUGUCAGCCCGUGCCAGAACAUCCUGCGUGUGAUCGCGGAAUUUGGAGACUUCCUGGGGCCCCAGCAGGUAAAGGACCUGUUGCUGGCAGCCCUGGAAGGGCUGAAAGGCGGCUCAGAGGCUCGGGGGAAAGACUCCGGGGAGAUGAUGCAGCUGGCCUCUGAGGUCACGCUCAGCUCAGUGCUGGAGUGGUACCGCCACAGGGCGCUGGAGGUGAUCCCAGAAAUCAUGCAGGGCAUCUAUAUGCAGCUGAGCCACAUCCAGGAACCUCGGGCCCGUGAGGUGGCCCUGCUGCCCGUCUCCCUCCUGGCCAGCUCCUUCAUGACGGAGGUUGUGGUGGCCCUGCUCAUGUGUCCCCUCCCGCUAGACAGUAAUGGAGCAGAGAUGUGGAGGCAGUUGAUACUGCGCAAGCCCAGCUGUGAUGUCCGAGACCUCCUGGAUCUGCUCCUGACCAGCUUGAAGGAAAAGCCAGUCACCAAGAAGGGCCGGGCCUCCAUUGUGCCCCUGGCGGCAGCCAGCGGCCUGUGUGAGCUGCUGUCCGUCAACAGUUGUGUCUGCCGCGUGAGGCGCAUCUACCCGCAGCUGCUGCUGGCCCUGCUCAUUCAGGUGCAUUACCACAUCGGCCUCAACCUGCCCGGCCGCGUGGCUCCUCGCAAGGAUGCCAAGACCAACGCACAGCCGCCUGCCUUCGUACCUGUGCACUGGGUGGUGAAAGUGGUGAAAACCCUGCUGCUGAAGAUGGGCUGCUCUUACGAGGCCGCCUCCCUGGAGGACCAGGGUGGCUGGGAGCUCAUGGGGCAGGCGGAGAACCACCAUCGCGGAGUGUCUCUGCUGGCAAGGGCCAUGGUGCACUACUCCUGCCAGGAGCUGUGCCGCAUCCUCUACCUGCUCAUCCCGCUCCUGGAGCGAGGCGACGAGAAACACAAGAUCACCGCCACGGCCUUCUUCGUGGAGCUCCUCCAGAUGGAGCAGGUGCGCAGGAUCCCUGAGGAGUACUCUCUGGGGCGGAUGGUGGAAGGCCUGAGCCACCMUGACCCUGUCAUGAAGGUGUUGUCCAUCCGAGGCCUGGUCAUCCUGGCCCGUAGGGCUGAGAAGACGGCCAAGGUGCAGGCCCUCCUGCCGUCCAUGGUGAAGGGCCUGAAGAAUGUGGAUGGGGUGCUCGUGGUAGAGGCGGUCCACAAUCUCAAGACCAUCUUCAAGGGGCAGGACCGGAAACUGAUGGACAGCUCAGUCUAUGUGGAGAUGCUACAGGUCCUACUUCCACAUUUCAGUGAUUCAAGAGAGGAUGUGCGCCUCUCCUGCAUCCACAUAUACGGGAAGGUGGUCCAGAAACUUCGGCCACCCCGCACUCAGGCCAUGGAGGAGCAGCUGAUCAAUACCUUGGUGCCCCUACUGUUGAUCAUGCAGGAGGGCAACACCAAGGUGGGCCAGAAAUGUGUGAAGACCCUGUUCCGCUGUUCUUGUUUCAUGACUUGGGAGUUGCCAAAAAAAGCUUAUAGCCGGAAGCCCUGGGACAACCAGCCACAGGYGGUGGCCAAAAUCUGCAAGUACCUUGUAAACACCCAUCGAGAGAAUGCCUUCAACUUCCUCGGCCAGAGCUUGGAGUAUGCUAAGAACUCAAGGGCCUCCCUCCGGAAAUCUUCGGUCAUGUUCAUAGGGUCCCUGGUCCCCUGCAUGGAGAGUAUAAUGACGGAAGAUUGGCUGAAUGAAGUGAAAGGUGCUCUGGAAAACUUGAGACAUGAUCCAGAAGCAUCAGUGUGCAUCUGUGCGGCCCAGGCCCAGGACCACAUCCUGGCCAGCUGCUGGCGGAACUCAUGGCCACUGCCACGUGGGGACUCAUGGAUGUGUGACCCAGCCACCACUCACCGCUGGAGCCCCAGCUGUGAGAAUCUGCCCACUUCCCACCAACGGCGCUCCUGGAUCCUGCAGGCACUGAAUUCCUGGAAGAUGUCCUUGAAGCAGUGA
This is a messenger RNA of Urocitellus parryii (Arctic ground squirrel), 3876 nucleotides long. Its product is annotated as maestro heat-like repeat-containing protein family member 7. The record is from RefSeq and is a predicted model, not a curated record. NCBI's taxonomy places the organism in Eukaryota, Metazoa, Chordata, Mammalia, Rodentia, Sciuridae. Gene Ontology annotation, cellular component: cytoplasm.